AUGGAAACCUCAGCAAAGAAUUCAACUAAUAUUGACGAAGUAUUCAAGAGUAUAGGUGGGGAGCUCAUAUCAAAUACAUCACCAUUACCAACAGAGCCACCAAAAAUUGAUAAUAUAUCUCAUGUGGAAACUAUCAACAGUCAAGCAUUAUUUAUUGUCGAUAGUAAUGAUCAGCUACUUUCUAAACCAGUUCAACUACUUGAUUAUACUUAUUCAUCAUUACAUAUUUCGGAUUGUGAUCUUUUAACUUUUCUAUACGAUGAAAAGACUAAUGAACAAAUAUUACUUACACCUGAACAAUAUAUAAUUACUAUACAACAAGCUGAAUUUACACCAAGAAAAUUUAUUACAUGUAUUAUCAAUAAAGAUAAAACAGUCAUAUCUGAACCUAUUCAACUAUCUGAUAUUGGAAUUGAAAUACGACAUUCAAUUAAGAAUAUAAUUUCAAAUAGAUUAAAUUUAUUUGAUGGAAAACGACACAAACAGUCUGAUGAUAUUUCAAUCGAUCAAAUUGAAUACAAACGCGAACAAUUCAAUAUGGAUAAUUUUCUUAAUACAAUGAAAUCAUUUUUACAAUUAGCUGAAAAAUUAACUAAGCAUGGAAAAACUCAAACAAUUGGAUCAAUAGAAAUUCAAAAACUUGAAAAUGAUCUUAUUCAACAAUUAACUCAAAUAUCUAUUUAA
Molecule: messenger RNA, 684 nt
Organism: Rotaria sp. Silwood1
Lineage: Eukaryota; Metazoa; Rotifera; Eurotatoria; Philodinida; Philodinidae
Source: the annotation of a GenBank genome assembly